Messenger RNA from Didymodactylos carnosus, 888 nucleotides. The record is from the annotation of a GenBank genome assembly. Lineage: Eukaryota; Metazoa; Rotifera; Eurotatoria; Philodinida; Philodinidae.
AUGAAUGCCGUUAUUGUUCAUGCUCCAUGCAAAAUCAAUUUAACACUUGAUGUAUUUGGUGCAAGAUUAGAUGGAUAUCAUGACCUUGAAUCAAUUGUAGUGCCAUUCACACCGGCGGAUGAAAUUUCUGUAAAAAGCAAACCUGCACAUACUCCAUAUCACCACGUAACACUAGAUUGUGAUGAUUCAUCUUUACCGACUGACGAGGGAAAUCUUGCUUUUCGGGCGGCAAUUGUAUUUCUUAAUCGUUUUAUGCCGAACCAACCACAAGAUGUUACUAUUCGAUUAAGUAAGAAACUUCCGUGUCAAAGCGAUCUUGGGGGUGGAAGUAGUGAUGCAGCAGCCGUACUCAAGGCCCUACAUCGUAUAUUUUGUGUUGAUCCAAAAGAAUUACUCGAACUUGGUUCAACAAUCGGUUCAGAUGUCUCUCUUUUCUUAAUUGGUGGUCCAGUUCUUAUGUCUGGAAGAGGGGAAAAGGUUGCACGUUUAAUAACUUCUCUUUCUCAUAUUUUUGGUGUCAUUGUCAAGCCAGAUAUAGAAGUUCCGACAGCGAAAGCUUAUGCUUUGGUAGACGCACUUAAAAAUCGCGUGCCGGGAAAAUCAACUGAACGCCUCUGUGAGUUACUUCGCACGGAGUUAAGCAUGGAGAAGUUGGGUGUUGCUUUCAACAAUGACUUUGAAGAUGCUAUAUUUCAAGCAUAUCCUGAAGUUGCCGAAGCUUAUCGUUGUGUUGCAUCAGCCGGUGCUAUUCGCGCACUGUUAUGUGGUAGUGGAUCGGCUGUGUUCGGCCUUGCUCGUGAUUAUGAUCAUGCUACACAACUUGUUAAUUUACUUCGUGCUCGUUUUCCUUAUGUGACUAUGGCUACGAGUUUCAAAGAAGAGUUAUAA